AUGAGGUUAACCACGUUUAAUAAAGACAACUCUGAAUUAAAUAGAUUCUUGCUUAAUUAUUCCCUUUAUGCACAUCCAAAAGUAGUCAUUAUUGAUGAGGAAGGUUCCGCAUUACAAGAUAAAUAUUAUGAGGUCGAUUCAACGUUGCAAUUAUCGUGCAUUGUUCGAAAUGUGAAAAUGAUGUCGAGUGCGGUUUUUUGGAGUCAUGGAGAGCGAAUUCUAAACUAUGAUGUGGAAAGAGGCGGAAUUAGUGUUAAGACGGAAAUCUUGGAUAAGGGUGCUAAUUCAUCACUACUCAUUGCCAAGAUAAAUAAAAUGGAUACGGGCAAUUAUACGUGCUCCAUCAAUGCAACACAUGAAUAUACAGUGUCAGUGCAUGUUCUGAAUGGAGAAAGCUUUGCGGAAUUGCAUCAUGGUAAUAACGGUGCUACGAAACUGGAUUCGUUGUCGGUUUUAACAGUACAGACAUUCUCGUUGAUUUUAUUGAAUGUUAUUUGGUUCUAUUUACGUGCACACGGAAGAUAACUGAUGUACAACACAGCACACACCGUAUAGACUACAGCAUAAUGAAACUAAACCUAUUUUGUGUAGAUGUUUUCGUAAUUUACCGCAUCAAAAUUGGUAUGAAACAACUGUGAAUAUAAUUCCCCAUAAAAUGUUAAAUUAAAUUUGAAGCUUAUAAAACACAUAUACACUGUUGUCCAUCUAAAAUUCUAAGGCAGACACAAAUUUUGAAAUUUAUAAUUGGUAGCCAAUGACCGUCGAUCGAGUUGGGAGCUCACCUAAUUUUCACAAGUCGAAUUACAUCAUUACAAUUCACAUUCCGUCACUCAAAUAAUACAUAACGGACAUGAGGAAAACACGAAAAAAUUUCAAAAUUGAUUUUAAUGGGUAAAUUAUUGAGAGCUUAUAAAUCUACACAAACUUUGGAAUGGGUUGAAGACUGUGUUUUGAAACCUUACUUCAAUGUGAAGAUAAAUUUGUAAGACACAAUUUCUGGAUCAGUGUCUGAACAUGUUAAACGAACAUUUCUAACUCUUACUGCAGAUUUCAUUCACUUUAGUAAUCAGUAUUUUGUGAAAAAAAAAGAAAAACCAAAUAGCGUUCCCAAUCGAACCAUUAUAUAUCCUAUUAUUGAUUAAAGUCGAAAGAAAAAUUCGUGUAACAUUUGUUGGUUUUUCGAUGACGACGACAACAUCAAUUAGUAUUUAAAUGAAGUUUUUGUAAGAUCGAUUCGAGGAAAUAAUGUAAAUACAACUCAAUUUAUUUACAAAUGUUACUCUGUAUCGCUACUAAAAUAUACCGUAUGGAUUAACUUUAGUUUAGUUUAUAUUUUCUACUUUUUUUCAAUUUCAUUUCUAUUAUUUCGGUUUCUGUAAAUAAUUUGGGAUUUGUUUCACAAAUUUCGUGUAGCUAUUUAAAUUCUGUAUGGAUAAUCACGAUAUCGAAGUCGAAGGACGAAUAUACACACACACACAUGUCCAUGGGAAUAGAAGUGGCAAUACAGAUUCGUACUCUGAAAUAUGAACGCCGAAAAAGUGAAUUCUAAAAAAUACAGCAUAGAUGUUUGCUACUCCAUAAAUAUUACCUAAAAUUUUGAUGUCAAUCGUAUUAUUACGCUUUAUUUUUGCACAAAUAUCGUUCAUAUUUAACAUAAUCAAUGGAGACUUAACAUCAAAACACGUUGACAGUUGCUUGGAAUAUAUAAUGAACCACAACACAGCACGCGCCAAUAAGGAAAAAUGAACGAAUUAUAUGCUUAAUACUUUCAAUGAUUUCUAUUUCAAAACAGUAAAAGAUACAACAACAACAACAAUCAUUUAUAGACCGAUUAUACCUUUCGGUGUGUGGUCUUUUUACGAAAUAACUAGACUUGAAUUCCUCUAACAAUUCCUCUCCAAACUUCCUUAUUGAGAGCCAGGUCUUGAGUUUCUCUAUUCCAA
Molecule: messenger RNA, 1943 nt
Organism: Contarinia nasturtii (swede midge)
Lineage: Eukaryota; Metazoa; Arthropoda; Insecta; Diptera; Cecidomyiidae
Exons: 4
Coding region: 1-525 (174 amino acids)
Biological process (GO): synapse organization
Cellular component (GO): neuron projection membrane
Source: RefSeq, a predicted model, not a curated record